Molecule: messenger RNA, 1650 nt
Organism: Anopheles cruzii
Lineage: Eukaryota; Metazoa; Arthropoda; Insecta; Diptera; Culicidae
Product: paramyosin, short form-like
Exons: 2
Coding region: 288-1151 (287 amino acids)
Source: RefSeq, a predicted model, not a curated record
ACCAACAAGGAUAAAGAACGGUACACUACAUUUUCAGUGAAAACGUAAACCUAGUGAAAUCCAAAGUUCAAACGCAAAACAACUAAACGCGUAAAAAACAACCUUAGAGCCAAGAGAGAAUUCAAGAGAUCUCGAAGAAGAGAGAACAGGAAUUAGAUAACCAAAGCUAGGACGCGUGUGUGCGUUUUUGGGGAAGGAACAAAUAAGUACAGUUAUACAGUGAAUACAGUUAAUGGUGUUGGUGAGCUACUAAAAUAUCAAAUACUCAUUGCUCACGCGCAGCCGAGAUGGUACUAAUUUUUGCUUUGGACAAUCGGUGCGACCGACGCGAACGUCUCAUCCCCACCCAAAUCUGGCAAACAAACUACGGGUAUGCGAUGCACUACUACCAGCCCAUGAUAGAUUAUCUCGAUGAGAAGCGUGUGAGCGGCCAAGACAGUCCACCACUCUCACCCGAUCCUCGGUGCCCCUAUUUACCGUACUCGGAGGAGCGCGGCCUGUGCCGUUAUCACACCGCGGACUUCCACUUCCGUCCGUAUAGCGACCAAGAAAUAUCCCAAUUUGUGAAACAAACAGUUGACACUGCGAAACGGUACCUGCCAGACUACCGCUUCGAUAUAAAGCGUUCGGUGCUCAGUUUAACCGCGACUGCCGACGCUGCUAGACUCAAGAAACACGUUCCCGCGGACAGUGUGAUUGCACGUUACCAACGCAAAUUAGCCGAUCGCAAGAUACAGGACGAAGCAAACGUAAGGCGCGAUAAGAUGGCAUUGUUAAAGCGAACCCAGUUCUAUGGCGAAGAUCUGAAGAACGAUGAACUUUCGCCUGAACUCAAGCGAGCAAUCAAAGGCAAAUCAGCCGACCAGAUCAAGAACAUUCUGCUUAACGAGUCGCGCAAAUUUCGGCAGUCUGAAGAACGCCAAGUGGGUCAGUUCAACAAGUUAAGCUCUGUAACACGGACAACGGGAAGUCGCGCGAACAGUGAAAUGCGUUACAUCGUCAAGCGAACAACUAGCACCGUGGACGUGAGCCAGGCAGCUGAAGAAGCUACACAUCAAUACAAGGCCGUACAUACGUCCGUGGAUAAUGUACGACGAGAGAUCAAGAACUUCGCCUUGAAAACGCAAGAAUUCUUGCACGACACCAGGUGAAAACCUUCGUCUAAGCUAAUCUACCACACCUAAACUUCACUGAAUGAUUAAAAUGGUUGUAUAUAUUACUAUUAGCUUAAGGUGUAUUAGAAUCAGAAAUUAGGGUUUUGCAGCACUCCCUUAGUCUCUCUGUUCUUUGAUAUUAGUGCAAAGUAAUUAUUAGGCAAAGACUAUAUUACGAAACGACAAAUGUUAGUAAAAACAUUUGGAAAAAAAUUCAUCGCAGCCGUCACGACACGUCAAUGAGUGUCAAUAGUUAUACAAUGUUUGAUCCAAAAGCAAAUUAUCAAUACGAUUCUUGUGAUGAAAAAUCGCUUGGUUUUUUCAUAGCUUCUGCUAUGAAAAAACGAGACCAUUCUUUCCACUAUCUGUGGCAUGUACUUUUCUUGAUUGCCAAUAUAUUCCUUAUACAUAUCUGUUAUUGAGCUACUACGAAUUUUGUAAAAUUGGCAUAAAGUUGAGCCGCAAGUGCUGCCUCGGUGGAUAAUGCUCAUAUAAA